AUGCAAGGAUACCCAGCCUUCAGGGAUUCAUCACUUCUCAUUCAGAACAAGACAUUUGAUGAGGUGCCAGUGAGGAUUUAUCAGUCUAAAACCCAGACUGCAACAAAACAGAAAGCUGUCGUUUUCUUCCACGGAGGGGCUGGUAUUUUUGGAUCCAUUGAUUUGUUCGAAAGAAUUGUGCGGCACAUUGCCAAAGAAGGCGACUCGCUGGUUGUAUCUGUUGGAUAUGGUCUUGGACCAGAAAAUCCGUAUCCAAACCAGUACGCUGAAUGUCUAAAGGCCACCGUCCACUUUCUGAAGCACACUGAAGAUUAUCAUGUAGAUGCUUCCCGUGUUAUCAUUGCAGGCGAGAGCAUGGGAGCAAAUUUGGCAGCAAGGGUUUGCCAAUUGCUGGUGGACAGAAAAGAUCUCCCAAAAGUUCAUGCUCAGGUUUUGAUCUGUCCAGUACUGCAGGGAAUGGACUUAGAUUUGCCUUCAUAUCAACAGAAUGCCAGAGUUCCAUUUUUUUGGCGGGACAUGAUUGCCUAUUUCUGCUGCCUUUUCUUCAACAAGAAGACGUCAUUGGUAGGUGAGAUUGUGGAAGGUUGCCAUGUUCCUCCGGAGAUGAGGCUGAAAUAUCGGAAAUGGGUGAAUGGAGACCUCAUUCCUGAAAAAUUCAAGGUCAGAGGCUACAAACCACGAGAUCCGGCCUCAUAUAAAUUUAAACCAGAGGUGUACGAAGAAAUGAAGCAACAGUUGGAAGUAACAGCUUCACCACUUUUGGCUGAAGAUGCCAUCAUCAGUAAGCUCCCACAGGCAUGCAUUUUGACCUCCGAGUUUGAUGUACUCCGAGAUGACGGGCUGUUGUACAAGAAACGACUGGAGGACAAUGGCGUGCCAGUCAAGUGGACCCACGUUGAGACUGGCGUGCAUGGAGCAUUGAUCUUAUUUGGCUAUGGGAUAUUGUCCCUUCCAUCAUCAAAACCGAUGGUGCACAACUUUGCAAAGUUUGUCAAGAACUUGUGAGGCAAAUAACAAACUUGGCAGA
Molecule: messenger RNA, 1027 nt
Organism: Elgaria multicarinata webbii
Lineage: Eukaryota; Metazoa; Chordata; Lepidosauria; Squamata; Anguidae
Product: arylacetamide deacetylase-like 3
Exons: 3
Coding region: 1-1005 (334 amino acids)
Molecular function (GO): lipase activity
Source: RefSeq, a predicted model, not a curated record